Tribolium castaneum (red flour beetle) is the source of this 985-nucleotide messenger RNA. RefSeq lists its product as uncharacterized. The coding region runs from base 58 to 921 and encodes 287 amino acids. The transcript has 7 exons. Lineage: Eukaryota; Metazoa; Arthropoda; Insecta; Coleoptera; Tenebrionidae. The record is from RefSeq and is a predicted model, not a curated record.
AAUUCUUGUCGAGUUUUGCUUUAGGCUCAGAGUGCGCUGCACAGUCUUUGAAAAAUCAUGCGUUUUGUGACCGUUGCGAUCGUCAUUUUUGUGGCAGCUGCCGCCACCGAAGCCGCCCCCAAACCGGCCGGUCUUUCAGGAUACAGCCGGCGGCAAUGGAGCCGGUUGUUUGGGCGGAGCGUUGACCCGAUCGACGGCGAUUUGAUUGGCCGUAGCGUCGAUCCGAUCGACGGCGAUUUGAUCGGGCGGAGCGUCGAUCCAAUCGACGGUGAUUUGAUUGGCCGAAGCCUCGACCGGAUUGGCGGAGGGAAUCUCGUAGGGCGGAGCGUCGAUCCCAUCGAUGGCGAUUUGAUUGGGCGCAGCGUCGAUCCCAUCGACGGUGAUGACUUGAUUGGUCGCAGUCUCGACCGCAUUGGUGGAGGGAAUCUCGUAGGGCGGAGCGUGGACCCCAUCGACGGCGAUUUGAUUGGCAGGAGUCUGGACGGGAUAGGCGGAGGGAACCUCGUAGGGCGGGGCGUCGAUCCCAUCGACGGCGAUCUGAUUGGCCGAUCGCUUGAUAUUAAACGCCUACUAGACGGAUACAGACGAAAACACAAUGCUUACGAGGAGGUGAUUGGGCAAAAAACUAUCCGAAAUUUCGGAGUUUUGCAACUUGGAGGGGGCUAUGGAGUGGCUAAGCGGUUCGCACAACCGGGUAAAUAUGAUACUAAAACAGAAAAACAUCGAAGGGGACCUCUCAAUGGUUUGAUUCCGGGCGGGGCUUUCGGUCGAGCAGCCCGGAGUUGUCUCAAGACCAACUGUUUGCGACUACUCAAAGGCCAAAUGGACGCAAAAAUACAUCCAUAUUUUUCUUUUGACAGCGAUAGACAAGCAACGAAGCCUGGCAUUUACAAGACCUAUCAAUUAUUGGAAAUGGAGUAAUUUGACUUUUUGUUGGACUUGUGUAGCUAGAUGUGUUGUUAAAUAAAACACUAAUUAAUUAAAA